AUACAUGGUAUAAUAGGUAAUUGUCAUGAUGAUUGCAGUGGUAUAUAACAAACAAUACUGUAGGCUUGUAAUCGUGCACUAAUGAGGAUUGUUUUUCACGUAUAACCUUCGGUAUUUUAUUUUAACCCAAAUCAGCCGCAAGAUGGUGGAGUGUACAGCACCAAAGCUAUCUGACUUUGGUCUGUCGACGUCAUCCUAUGAUGUUUUCACAAGAACGCAGUGCAGCUUUCCAAGAGCGGUAUUGCUGAUAUACCGGUUCUUGAUGACCGGAUACUUCCUCGGUUACCAAAUCUACUUGUGGACUAACGUGCUUACCAUCCAUGAUUACAUCUAUAUGACUGAUUGGACCUAUACAAUCUUCACUUUCUAUUCCUUGAUUGCUCUGGUCAACCUUACAGGGGACAUGUGUCUUCAGAGAUGCUAUGACACGUCACAUGCUUCUAAAGUACUAAAAGGAGGACACAUGAUCCAGUGGCUGUUUUACAACGUCAUCGUCACAUGGACUUGCCUUGUUCUCGUUGUCUUCUGGGGCGCCCUCUACGAUCCUCGAUAUCCCAACUGGAUGUUUGACAUUUCCUGUCACGCUUUACCUGGUGUGUUCAGUGUCCUUGAGCUUGCUUUCACCGCGACACCCUGCCGACUCGCCCACAUCAUCUACCCGAUGAUCUAUGGGUUCUUCUAUCUCACAUUCACCCUUAUCUACUGGGGGACUGGGCAUCCACCGAUAUACCCGAUCCUCGACUACAGCGGCAACCCAGGAUUGGCUACGGGAUCGAUCCUUGGUAUGGUUGGGUUCAUGCUGCUGUUUCAUCCGUUGGUUUGGGGGCUCACGAAGCUCAGGGGUAGCGUUGCAGGAAGAUUGAACUGUUCUCAAGACUUACACGGAGAUCGGCAUGAACUCAUCGAUAGAAUGUAAUGUCACAGAUUUGGAGGGCUACCAAAUUAGAGCCCGUCGAUCCAAAGACAAACCGAGUAGGACGCCCUCUAAGACGUUACAACCACUCUACUGAUAGAUCGCUAUUGGCGAUCAGCAACAUGUUAUUCAUGUCACCACUUGCCAUGCUUGCGAAACGUAGCACGCCGUUUUGGGCCUUCCGUGCUAUUUGACAGUAUUGUGAAGUAUUUAAUACUGGGAGAUCGAUUAAACAUGAUCGAAGCUUCACCUGUAUACUGGCUGCACAGAAAUGUUGUUAGCGCUAACAACGCGCUAACAGAGGACCUGUUACAGUCGGUAAUGUGGCAGCGAUGCCUAAUUAUUAAAAAUGCAUUGACUUACACAUUGAAAUCAAUGUUUUGACCUGGCAAUUCGGAAGAUGUGACUGGGCUUUACUGCUAGCGCUCUGUUGGGCUAACGAUGUUUCUUUGCGGCCGGCACUAGUUAAUUACUAUGAUAGUGAUUGCAUGUCUAUUAAUUUGCUAUCGACACCUGCUAUACAUACUUAACUUGAGGUCAUUUAUGCACUAAACAAAUAAAGUAAACAAAAUGUUGUUUUAAACAAAAAAGUAAACAAAUGUUGUUUUCUAAACACUUUUGUGUCCUUUGUAGGGUGUAAGAUUUCACUGCCAUAGUUUAAUUCAGGCAA
Lytechinus variegatus (green sea urchin) is the source of this 1583-nucleotide messenger RNA. Its product is annotated as protein rolling stone-like. The record is from RefSeq and is a predicted model, not a curated record. The transcript has 3 exons. Lineage: Eukaryota; Metazoa; Echinodermata; Echinoidea; Temnopleuroida; Toxopneustidae. Gene Ontology annotation, cellular component: membrane. The coding region runs from base 143 to 916 and encodes 257 amino acids.